Closterium sp. Naga37s-1 is the source of this 807-nucleotide messenger RNA. NCBI's taxonomy places the organism in Eukaryota, Viridiplantae, Streptophyta, Zygnematophyceae, Desmidiales, Closteriaceae. The record is from the annotation of a GenBank genome assembly.
AUGCCGCUCCGCAUUCUCUGCGUCUCCGCACCUCUCGUUACAGGGAAGAUCGCUGUGAUUGGAGGAUGCCGUGAGUACACGGGAGCUCCCUUCUUCGCCGCCUUCUCCGCGCUCAAGCUGGUGAGCGCCUCUCACGCUGGCCUGGGCAGGGACUCGCUGCUGCAGGAGUGUGUGGCUGACAUCAUGUCUGCCGCCCGGCAAGCACGCAUCCCCAUGGUGAUCGAUGCGGACGGCCUGCACCUGGUGUCUAACCAGCCGCACCUCAUCGCCGGCUACCCUCUCGCCAUUCUCACACCCAACGUCAAUGAGUUCGCUCGCCUCUCUCAGGUUGUCGCAUCUCAGCGUGAUUCCACAGCAGCACCAGCAGCAGCAGCUGCUGUUUCUUCCGGGCCGUCCAACCCGGGCAGUUCGCUUGCACAGCUAGCAGCAGAUCUUGGAAGGGUCACAAUAGUGCAGAAGGGAGCAGCUGAUGGCAUUUCAGAUGGAAAUGCAGUUUUUGAGUGCGGUCUCUUUGGAUCACCCAGGCGAUGUGGCGGGCAAGGGGAUGUGCUCUCAGGAAGCAUCGCAGUGUUUUUCGUCUGGGCUCGCAAGUGGCAGCAGCGGCUACAGGAAGAGCAGCAGCAGGGUGGCGGUUCCUCAGACGCUGAAAUGCAGCAGCUAGUGGCAGAGCAGCUGUCUGACAAUCCAGCAGUCAUGGCAGCAUUUGCCGGGUCGCUGGUGGUGAGGAGAGCGGCAGCAGAUGCCUUUGCCAAGCACAAGCGCAGCAUGACCACGACCAACAUCAUUGAUUGCCUUGGCGAUUGGUAA